Trematosphaeria pertusa is the source of this 1218-nucleotide messenger RNA. Its product is annotated as 4-hydroxyphenylpyruvate dioxygenase. The transcript has 2 exons. The record is from RefSeq and is a predicted model, not a curated record. Gene Ontology annotation, biological process: L-tyrosine catabolic process. Gene Ontology annotation, molecular function: 4-hydroxyphenylpyruvate dioxygenase activity. NCBI's taxonomy places the organism in Eukaryota, Fungi, Ascomycota, Dothideomycetes, Pleosporales, Trematosphaeriaceae. Bases 1 to 1218 code for a protein of 405 amino acids.
AUGGCGCCCUCAAGAAUUUCACCACCAAGCUCUCCGGGGCCUUCGGAAUCAUCUUCAACAGACAUCUCAGCGUAUCGUGGCUACCAUCAUGUGCACUGGUAUGUUGGGAACGCUAAACAAGCCGCUUCCUUCUACGUCUCCCGCAUGGGCUUUGAACGCGUUGCAUAUCGGGGACUAGAAACUGGAUCUCGCGCUAUCGCCUCCCACGUGGUGCGGAACGGCAAUGUCACUUUCGUGCUCACGUCUCCUCUGCGGUGCUUGGAGCAGAGUACCAAGUUCAGCGAGGAAGAAGAGAGAUUGCUGAGGGAGAUCCACGAGCACCAAGAGAGGCACGGGGAUGCCGUUAAAGACGUCGCCUUCGAAGUCGACAACCUAGACGCCAUAUACUCCUCUGCUGUCGCCGCGGGCGCUGAAUCAGUCACUGCACCGCACUCAAUCUCCGACUCCCAUGGCACCGUCCGCCUCGCCACCAUAAAAACCUACGGCGACACAACCCACACGCUCAUCGAAAAAACCUCCUACACUGGCGUCUUCCUGCCCACCUACGCGCCGCUACCGGCCUCCACCGACCCGCUCAGGAAGCUGCUUCCGCCCGUGCUCCUCUCCAACAUCGACCACUGCGUCGGCAACCAAGACUGGGACGAGAUGGAAAACAUCUGCGCCUACUACGAGAACGUGCUGGGCUUCCACCGCUUCUGGUCCGUCGACGACAAGGACAUCUGCACCGAGUACUCCGCGCUGAAAAGCAUCGUGAUGAGCAGCCCCAACGAUGUGGUCAAGAUGCCCAUCAACGAGCCCGCGCGCGGGAAAAAGCAGUCCCAGAUCGAGGAAUACGUCGAUUUCUACGGCGGCCCCGGCGUGCAGCACAUCGCGCUGCGCACCGACAACAUCGUGCGCGACAUCACGAAUCUGAAGGCGCGCGGCGUCGAGUUCAUCAAGGUGCCCGAGACGUACUACGAGGCGAUGAGGCUGCGGCUGAAGAAGGCGGGGAUGGUGCUCAAUGAGGACUUUGAGGUGCUGAAGGGCUUGGAUAUUUUGAUUGAUUUUGACGAGGGCGGGUACUUGCUGCAGCUUUUUACGAAGCAUUUGAUGGAUCGGCCAACGGUGUUUGUGGAGAUUAUUCAGCGCGAGAAUUUUGAUGGCUUUGGGGCGGGGAAUUUCAAGAGCUUAUUUGAGGCGAUUGAGAGGGAGCAGGCGUUGAGGGGGAAUCUAGUUUGA